CGGCAGCAGCUGGAGCCUCCGCCUGGCCAGGAAUUUCCUGGCCAGUUCCUCCAAGACCCGGGGUGGAGCAGGGAGAAGCAGAACGGGGUGUCCGGAGAGAGAAAACGUAACACAGACUUCCGCAGACAUCAGCCAUGACGUCCCUGAGCAUGCACACAGAUUCUCCCAGCACCCAGGGAGAAAUGGCGUUCAACCUGACCAUCCUGUCCCUCACAGAGCUCCUCAGCCUGGGCGGGCUGCUGGGCAAUGGAGUGGCCCUCUGGCUGCUCAACCAAAAUGUCUACAGGAACCCCUUCUCCAUCUAUCUCUUGGAUGUGGCCUGCGCCGACCUCAUCUUCCUCUGCUGCCACAUGGUGGCCAUCAUCCCUGAGCUGCUGCAGGACCAGCUGAACUUCCCUGAAUUUGUACAUAUCAGCCUGACCAUGCUGCGGUUCUUCUGCUACAUUGUGGGCCUGAGCCUCCUGGCGGCCAUCAGCACGGAGCAGUGCCUGGCCACUCUCUUCCCUGCCUGGUACCUGUGCCGCCGCCCACGCUACCUGACCACCUGCGUGUGUGCGCUCAUCUGGGUGCUCUGCCUGCUACUGGACCUGCUGCUGAGCGGCGCCUGCACCCAGUUCUUCGGAGCACCCAGCUAUCACCUGUGUGACAUGCUGUGGCUGGUGGUGGCAGUUCUCCUGGCUGCCCUGUGCUGCACCAUGUGUGUGACCAGCCUGCUCCUGCUGCUGCGGGUGGAGCGUGGUCCAGAGAGGCACCAGCCUCGGGGCUUCCCCACCCUGGUCCUGCUGGCCGUCCUGCUCUUCCUCUUCUGCGGCCUGCCCUUUGGCAUCUUCUGGCUGUCCAAGAACCUGUCCUGGCACACACCCCUCUACUUCUAUCAUUUCAGCUUCUUCAUGGCCAGUGUGCACAGCGCAGCCAAGCCUGCCAUCUACUUUUUCUUGGGCAGCACACCUGGCCAGAGGUUUCGGGAACCCCUCCGGCUGGUGCUCCAGCGGGCACUUGGAGAUGAGGCUGAGCUGGGAGCUGUGAGAGAGGCUUCCCAAGGGGGACUUGUGGACAUGACUGUCUAAGCACAGUGGGUCACAACUGCAGCCUCAGCCCAUGGGGGCCCAGGGAGCUGCCUGAUGUAGGUAAAGCUGGGAUCAGAGCUCCAUCAGUAAGACUCUGGAGGGACAUCUUUGCUGAUGACCCAGUGCUGUGUCCCUUGGGAGGAUUCUGGGAAGGGGCAGAGAGUGAUGCUUCUGAGGAGGGCCUGGGGUUGUAUGUGUUAGGCAGAGCUCCUGGACCACCUCAUAGCUGCUGCUUCCAUGGCCACCCUCUCUUCCCCCAUUGCUACAGUGAGGGGACAGAGCAGGUGUGAGACAGGCUAGUCCUGGUGGUGGGCAACUGUCCCUCUACCACUAGCAUCCUCCUAGCUAGAGUGUGCAGUGACUUUUCUUGGUGUCCCAUGCUCCUUCCUUUAGUGAGGGAUAAAUGACACUGAAACUGGACAUUCAGUUAGGUAUGGGGAAAUAAGUGGCUUGGAAGUCCUCAGUGGCUGAACUUGGAAGUCCUAAGUGGCAGAGGGCAUCCUCCUGACCCCACAUCACUGCCAGAAGGCAAUGCUGGCACAGGCCUGUCAUCCCAGCUACUUGAGAGACUAGGGCAGGAUUGUAGCCCCUGACUGGGAUUUAUCUGUAACUUUAGUUCCAGGGAAUCUGACUCCCUCUUUUGGCUUCUGCAGACAC
Messenger RNA from Mus caroli (Ryukyu mouse), 1724 nucleotides. RefSeq names its product MAS related GPR family member E (gene Mrgpre). Gene Ontology annotation, cellular component: plasma membrane. Gene Ontology annotation, molecular function: G protein-coupled receptor activity. The record is from RefSeq and is a predicted model, not a curated record. Lineage: Eukaryota; Metazoa; Chordata; Mammalia; Rodentia; Muridae. Gene Ontology annotation, biological process: G protein-coupled receptor signaling pathway.